This is a messenger RNA of Gigantopelta aegis, 2393 nucleotides long. RefSeq names its product transmembrane protein 26-like. NCBI's taxonomy places the organism in Eukaryota, Metazoa, Mollusca, Gastropoda, Neomphalida, Peltospiridae. The record is from RefSeq and is a predicted model, not a curated record. Bases 93 to 914 code for a protein of 273 amino acids. The transcript has 3 exons.
UUAAUAGUGGAGCUCUUCCAGGCAAAUAUCUAACCAUCUAUUGUCAAUAUUUAAGAUUAUAAACACAUUAAGAAUCGACAGAAAUACUGAAGAUGGAAGAAAGUUGCAAAAAUAUAUGGAAAGCAGUGAUUGUUCGUCUGAUAUUUGUAAUCCAUUCUGGCCUGGCUUACUGGCGCGUGGCGUCCGUCUAUGAUAAGUCUCGGUUUUAUCUACUCUUUCUUCUCCUGCUGCAGGUGGCCGAGUGUCUCUACACCGUCAUUGGAAGAAAAGGAGUGGAAUACAAGUGGUUCUCUUCAUGCUUCUUCUUCUACAUAGCGAGUACGGUUCCUGCAAUCUGGAUGCUGGAGAUAGACAGACUCGAUCGCUAUACGGAAAUUUACCAAAGAGAAAAUGGAACACAUCUCGAAGCACUAAUAGCUAUAAAAGGGGUGACCUUACCAUUUACCCUUGCACCUGACAUCUGGGUCUCCUUAAUUGAACAAGGAAUGCUCUUUCUGGUGAUCUUUGGACGACUGAUACUGCCUCGAGGUGAACUGUCACGUGACCAGCUUGCAGAACUUUUGUUCGUCUUCAUCGGCAUGGCAUCGGACAACUCGGAUCUGUUCGUUCUGUUCGACGAGUCGGCCGUCAGGAAGGACAGAGGUUUGACGAUCGCCAUCCUUGUCGUCUGGUGUCUUAGCAUGAUACUGUAUGCAGUAGGACUGACAGUCGCCAAAACGUCUCGCGGGAAAUUUUGGUCUUUGCUCUGCGCAUUCCUUCUGCAGGAUUUCCCGUAUUUGAUCGUAAGAGUGGUGGUUUUAGCAAAGUACGCGUUGGCCAGUUAUGGCGUUCUCUUCUUUCUGUUCAAGAACAUCUUUGUCACGAUACUGGUAUUUUACAAACUGUUCACUUUGUGUGACAAUGAAGAUGAUUAGGAUUAGGACUAUAGGUCUGUCCGUCUGGCUGUCUGUCAGUCUGUCUCAUAUAUAGUUGUCCGAACCUUUUUUUUCUGCAAUGUCUUAAGAUAUUGAGCUGGAAUUUUGGUUAUAUCUUUAUCAUGUACUGUUACAAAUCAUGUUUGACUUUCAUGACAAUUCACCAAUUUUAAACAGAAUUAUAUCCUUUGAACGUAGAAGAUACGAAAAUUUGUUUUCGCAAUGCCUCAAGAUAUUGAACCGAAUUAUUUUAAUAUAGCUUUAUCGUGUACUGUUACAUAUGAAUUUUGAAGUUCCUGGCGAUUUACCCAAUUUUGACCGAGUUAUUGCUCUUAAACUUAGAAGAUCAAAGAAUAUUUUGUGGGCCCGAAUAACUGUUCAAAUAAUUAUCAACAGGAAUAAUGACCCUUGUCAAAACCCGUCAAAACUCGAAGAUAAGACUACUUCAAAUGAAUGACGAAAUCAUAAUAAAAAUAUUUUUCACAGUUCCGAACAUUCACGAGUAAGUAAACGACGAACUGGAGACAGAAUAUAAAAUCUUAAAGGUAGAACGAAAAAUAUGUUUUAAAAACGUCAGCUACUAUAUGCUUGCUUUUUUGUUUUACUUUCGCAAAGCUUCCGUUAGUAUGCGGACAAGGGGCUUGCUUUUAAAAUUAUUGCAGUACGAUUUAGAUAGUAGUUUUUUUCUUCAAUUUAAUGGAAUCCAUGUAUAAAAAUUCAGAAAGCUGUAUUAAAGUUAGCGAAAAGCAAACAAAAUUCUUCUCAUAUAACAAAUGUGUUAAACAAGGUGAGUCUUUAAGUCCACUUUUAUUCAAUCUUAAUAUUAAUGAUUUACCAUUAAAGAUGUAAACAUGAUGCGCCAAUGGAUUUCAUAGAGGCCAAUUUCACAAAUUUGAAAAAGUGUCACCACCUCACCAAAGCAAAAUAUAACGGUAUAACAUUAAACUACAAUAAUUAUCACCACGCACGCACGCGCAUGCCCACCCCUAUUAAACCGACAUAUGUGAUGCUAAGAAAUAUACAUAUACUAUGUAUGUAGUAAAGAGAAAAACCUUUCAAAAACAACAUGAACAGUUUAAAACAGUAUUUACGAUUAAGCUGCAAGAACACUGUUAAAAGUAAAUUAAAUAUUAUGGCAAAAUGAUAUUACAAACAACUAUGUUUAAAUGAAAACGAAGAAACAACUUUACAAUGUGCAUUAGAAUAUAACAAAAAAAAAAAAAAAAAAUGUAAAAAAACCUAAAAACACAACAAAAACAACCCCAACCUUGUAAUAAUAUGUAGAGGGUGAAGUUAGUUAGGAGACAAAUACAUCUAGUAAGAGACAACGUGUAUAAUUAAGUCAAGAAAUCAAAUAAUUAUAUUUUGUAGGACUUUUUGUUUAAUGAUUCUACUUCGACUGCUUCAGUAGUUUGUUCGCAUUAAAGCACAAUUGUUACUUCUAAUAUAAUUAAAUAAUAAUAAAAAAUUACUACAAUG